GAAUCGUAACCUCAGAAAGCCAAAUCUCAUUCUCCGGCGCUCAGGCCCACCCAAGCGUCGACUCUCCCGAUCCAAUCGGUACCUCCUAGUUCCUCGCCGGCGGUAGCGGCGUCGGGCGAACAGCGGUGACUUGGCGAGGGCGCUUGGCCGGCGACAAUCAUCCACUAGGAUGGAAGGUGAGGCAGAGACCGUGGUUGGUUCUUGUUCUAAACCAUGUGGGCCUCUGGAGGACUACUACAUUCCAGAUUACAUUCUGAAGCCAGGUGCCCAACAAGUACUUGUUGAUCAUGCGGCACCCUGCCCCGUUGUAGUGUUCAUCAACUCAAGAUCUGGAGGCCAACUUGGAAGUAGUUUAAUCAAAACAUAUCGUGAGCUUCUCAAUGAAGCACAGGUUUUUGAUCUCUCAAAAGAGGCUCCAGAUAAGGUAUUGCAUCGUUUAUAUGCCAACCUUGAAAGGCUGAAGAUGGAAGGAGACAUUCUUGCAGUUCAAAUUUGGAGGACACUGAGGCUAAUUGUUGCAGGCGGUGAUGGUACAGCUAGCUGGCUGCUUGGGGUAGUCAGUGACCUUAAGCUUUCCCACCCACCUCCAGUGGCAACUGUUCCUCUGGGAACCGGAAAUAACCUCCCCUUUUCAUUUGGAUGGGGAAAGAAGAAUCCUUCUACUGACCAAGAGGCUGUAAAAUCAUUCCUCGGGCUAGUAAAGCAUGCAAAAGAAAUUAAGAUUGAUAGUUGGCACAUCAUUUUGAGAAUGCGAGUUCCAGAGGAAGGUCCAUGUGAUCCUAUUGCUCCAUUAGAUUUGCCUCAUUCAUUGCAUGCGUUCCAUCGUGUCUCAAGUAGUGAUUCUCUCAAUAUGGAAGGUUACCACACAUUCCGUGGAGGAUUUUGGAAUUACUUUAGUAUGGGGAUGGAUGCAGAAGUGUCUUAUGCAUUUCAUUCUGAAAGGAAGAAGAAUCCAGAGAAGUUCAAGAAUCAGCUGACAAAUCAGGGUACAUACGCUAAGCUUGGACUUAAACAAGGAUGGUUUUGUGCUUCUCUUAGUCAGCCAUCAUCAAGGAACCUUGCUCAAAUUGCAAAAGUAAAGAUCAUGAAAAGAGCUGGUAGCCUCUGGGAGGAACUUCACAUUCAUCACAGCAUUCGGUCCAUCGUGUGUCUGAAUUUGCCUAGUUUUUCUGGAGGUUUGAAUCCUUGGGGCACACCUGGCACGAGGAGAGCAGAAGAUAGGGAGUUCACUGCACCUUUUGUCGACGAUGGACUUCUUGAGGUUGUUGGCUUCCGUGACGCCUGGCACGGGCUGGUCCUGCUGGCCCCUAAUGGACACGGCACUCGCAUUGCCCAGGCCCAUAGGAUCCGCUUUGAAUUCCACAAAGGCGCAGCAGAGCACACGUUCAUGAGGGUUGACGGAGAGCCCUGGAAGCAGCCCCUUCCCAAGGACGAUGACACGGUUGUGGUGGAAAUCUCUCACCUUGGGCAGGUCACCAUGCUAGCAAAUGAGCCGUGCAGGUCCAAGAGCGUCAACGACCAGUCGUCACUGUCGCCGGCGCACGACAGUCAUGGUGAUUACAAUGAUAUCGCUGAGGAGGACGAAGACGAGUGGGAGGACGGCAGGAGGAAGUUUGGGGCGGCAGAUACAUUUAAGAUUCCUGACGAGAUUGACAUUGCUCAUUUCAGUUGAGCUUUGACUAGUGCAUCGUCGUGUGCGUUCUGAUCAU
Messenger RNA from Zea mays, 1709 nucleotides. Its product is annotated as Diacylglycerol kinase 2. The record is from RefSeq and is marked predicted. NCBI's taxonomy places the organism in Eukaryota, Viridiplantae, Streptophyta, Magnoliopsida, Poales, Poaceae. Gene Ontology annotation, cellular component: membrane. Gene Ontology annotation, biological process: phospholipase C-activating G protein-coupled receptor signaling pathway. Gene Ontology annotation, molecular function: ATP-dependent diacylglycerol kinase activity.